Molecule: messenger RNA, 981 nt
Organism: Cynara cardunculus var. scolymus (artichoke)
Lineage: Eukaryota; Viridiplantae; Streptophyta; Magnoliopsida; Asterales; Asteraceae
Exons: 1
Coding region: 1-981 (326 amino acids)
Source: RefSeq, a predicted model, not a curated record
AUGAAAGCACUUUAUGGGUUAAGACAAGCUCCACGAGCAUGGUACACCAAGUUGGAUAACACACUGAAGAUAAUCGAUUUCAAGAAAUGUGCAUUAGAACAAGCAGUGUACACAAGAGCAAACAAGACAUCAACACUAUUGAUUGGAGUUUAUGUUGACGACUUGAUAGUUACUGGAAGUUCAAAGAAAGAGAUUGAAACUUUCAAGGAUCAGAUGAAGAAGAAGUUCGAAAUGAGUGAUCUUGGAUUACUUGUGUAUUAUCUUGGUAUUGAGGUUAUUCAGAAAGGGGGUGAAAUCUCAAUAAAACAAACUAGUUAUGCAAACAAGAUAUUCAGUGACACAGGUAUGUUAGAUUGCAUUGAAGCAAAGAUACCUAUGGAACCAGGUCUUAAACUUACUAAAGUAAAGGAUGAAAGAUCUGUAGAUGCCACCGAAUAUCGAAGCCUAAUUGGAUGUCUACGAUAUUUACUUCACACAAGACCUGACCUAAGUUUUCCAGUUGGAUUACUUAGUCGUUUCAUGCAAGACCCACAGGAGCAACAUAUGAAAGAAAUCAAACAAGCGUUAUGUUAUAUCAAAGGAACUAAGGACUAUGGUAUAACUUAUGGGCAUGAAGGAGGAAACAAGAUACAAGGAUACAUCGAUAACAGUUACGGUGUUAACACACAUGAAGGUAAAGGCACAACUGGUAUAAUUUUCUACUUUGGAAAUUCACCUAUCAGUUGGAGUACUCAGAAACAAGGAACAAUAACUUUAUCCUCAUGUGAAUUAGAGUUUAUUGCGACAACAACAGUAGCAACACAAGCUCUCUGGUUAAAGAGACUACUUAGCAAAAUCACUGAUACGAAGGAAGAAAAGAUUACUAUCUACGUGGACAACAAAUCUGCAAUAGCACUGAUGAAGAAUCCAGUGUUUCAUGGAAGAAGCAAACACAUUGAAAGUAUCACUUCAUACGACAAUGUGUUGAAAAAGAAGACCUAG